Molecule: messenger RNA, 375 nt
Organism: Saccostrea cuccullata (small rock oyster)
Lineage: Eukaryota; Metazoa; Mollusca; Bivalvia; Ostreida; Ostreidae
Exons: 4
Source: RefSeq, a predicted model, not a curated record
AGAAUAAACGUUCAAUUCCACUACAAUUAUGGCGAACAAAAUCACCAUUUUAUUGUUUUGUCUAAUUGGUUAUGUAUAUUCAGAUACAUGCAGAGACAACUUUAAAUCAUGUAAGAUUUAUGAGAAAACAGCGUGUGGAAUUCCUGCUUACUUUACUUGGAUGUUCCGUAACUGUGCGCUGACCUGUGGGUUUUGUCGGUAUUAUAACCAAGACAAAGUGACAGAACCAACAACAACAACAACCACGACUCCAGGGCCAUGUGUGGAUAUUUAUAACAACUGUACCGUAUAUAGUCCGGCCUGUGGACAGUCCCAGUUUAUGGAACAAUAUUGUCGGAAAACAUGCAGGAAGUUGUAUACCUACGCCAAUUGCAG